Molecule: messenger RNA, 1727 nt
Organism: Scophthalmus maximus (turbot)
Lineage: Eukaryota; Metazoa; Chordata; Actinopteri; Pleuronectiformes; Scophthalmidae
Gene: myct1a
Product: myc target 1a
Exons: 2
Coding region: 299-901 (200 amino acids)
Cellular component (GO): nucleoplasm
Source: RefSeq, a predicted model, not a curated record
UGACAGUGUAGUUUUCCGCUUCCAUAAACAAGGCGACUGCCAGAGUUCGCUGCCAGUCCUGUGUGCCUCUGGGCUGAGGCUCUCUCCGAGGGGGGACAGACAUACUGACAGAGAAAGUGCGCAAGGGGCGACAGAGGGAGAAAGUGAGAGAACGGGAAAGAGGGGAGGCAGAAAGACAGGAAAGCCCAUAUGAAAAACAGGGAGAAAAGCAAGAACUGACAGAGGCAGAGGAGCAGGGGGAAGAAGAGAGAGUAAAAUUAAGACUGAGUUGAGUCUCUCCUCUUCUCGAAGUGAAGUCAUGGCCGAAAACAGCACAAAUCUUUUUCUGGAAAUACUUCAGUCUUUUGAUGCGGUCCCUCUGAUCAUCGCUUUCUGCGUUUCCAUGGCGGUGGGCCUGGUCUUGGGGGCCCUGGUUUACGUGAUGUUGACCUGGAUGUCCCGACGCAGAGUAGGCUCUGCCAGCAUCACCCGCCGCCCCCCUCGCCAAUCACGCACCAGUCCACGCAACCGCCCUGGCUUCAACCGCAACAGCAGCUAUGAUCGGCGCAGCAACAACAGUUUGGUCAGCGCCGCCUUCAGCUUCCACCGCCAGACAUCGUCCCCAGAUCACCUCGACCCACUGGGGCACAAAUCCAGCUUCAGGGCCUCCACUUUUCACCCGCUUCUCCAGUGCAGUCAAAUUGCAAGGGAGGCAGAGGAGGGAAGCCAGACCACGCUGCCCCGUACGCCGACGCUCACCACGACGACUGGAUCGGCUCACGCCGCAGCCCAGCCAGCUGCUACCCCGCCCAGACCCGAGUCAUUUUGGGGAAACAACGGCGUGAGGGGUUUCCAUGCUACACAGACUCCACCUCCGGCUUAUGAGAGCAUUAUUAGAGCUUAUCAGGAAACAUGCACCUGAAAGGAGUGAGAGAACCAUGGUGACACUAUAAUGAGCCCAGAGUUGAAGUAUGGAUUCACAAAUGAUACUGGAAUAAAGCUUUAUUGAUUCAUAUGACCAGGUGGAGCUGGGUGGAAUGGACACGGAAGUCAAGGUCAAUUGUGUGCCCUGCUCGAGACAACAACAAUCUGCAAAAACAAUCAGUUUUGUAAAAGUGUAUGUCCAUUGGUUAGUUAUACAUAUGUGGAUUUGACAAAAGCAUAUUUGUACGUCACUAUUCAACAAUGAUGUGAAAGUAUUUUAAAGCAACUAUUGAACACUUUCAACAAUGUGGCAAUAGCUGCUAGGAACAGAAAUGAUUCCUCUUAAAAAUGAGCAGUCCGUAUUCAAUGUUGAUUGACACUACAUGUAUGCUUGCACAGAGUAUUGCUUUGUUUAGACCAGAAAAAAAUAGAAAUACAUGCUUUUCGCUGGGCAUUCAUGAGGCAAAGGCAGGACUUUCUCCCUGCUGGUCAUCUUAUAACUAUGCAAAAAAAAGAGAUGCAUUGGGUAUAUGUACCCCAAAUGAAGAAUAGUGUUUUUGUGUUAACAUGUUAUCAAUAAAUUGUGGAUGUUACAUUGGCGUAUUAAUGCAAAGCCCGGAGGAGACAGCUAUAAACACAGAUGUUUUAAUUGCUGCCUCACAGAUGGAUUUACACAACUGUAGUAAGUGUGGUGGCGUAUGGGACAUAGAGACAGAAAAGAGGGCAUUAGGUUCAAGGCAUUUUUGUAUGUUAUAUAUAUAUAUAUAUAUUUGAAUGUGAAUUACUCGUAAGUUAAUGCAAUAAAAGCAAGACUCAACACAUGA